This is a messenger RNA of Drosophila ficusphila, 17495 nucleotides long. It is a transcript of the gene ft, whose product is annotated as cadherin-related tumor suppressor. Gene Ontology annotation, cellular component: plasma membrane; catenin complex. NCBI's taxonomy places the organism in Eukaryota, Metazoa, Arthropoda, Insecta, Diptera, Drosophilidae. The record is from RefSeq and is a predicted model, not a curated record. Gene Ontology annotation, biological process: homophilic cell-cell adhesion. Gene Ontology annotation, molecular function: calcium ion binding; cadherin binding.
ACUAAGCGAGUGGUUUAGGCCGACUUCUGAAAUUCAAAUCCGUGGGCUGAAAGCGCGCGUGCCUUGAACGGUUGACAAGAAAGUGAAGGUGCGUCCGUGUUCUUCCAGGGUAUCCCUGUAAAGUUUCCUCCUUCGAAAAGAGCAUCCUUUGUUACCCUGUGGUGCGCGAUAUACCACCCACAAGCUGAUUCGAGUCCCGAGCAGCUGGCCCCAAAUCGCCCAACAAGUUUACCAGUGUGUUUAUGUGUAUGUGUCGCCGUUGCAAAUUUUUAUAAGUGAAAAAUUCCAACAACGUUGCUGCAAGCAGCGGCAACAACAGCAACCAGCUACAAGCUAUAUACAAGAGCGAAAAAUGAGGCAAAACACGUUUUGCUCAAAGAAAAAAAAUAUGCUGCGUUUGAUGUCCGUACGUGUGUGUUUGUGUGUGCCCCCGUGCGCGUAACUGUGUGUGUGCCGUGUCCGUGUGUGCGAGUCCACCAACACCAAAAUGCUUGUAAAAAUGUGAAGAAAAAUGUCAUCGGUCGGUGAAUCAGUCGAGUGAUGUUAAAUGAUGAAUUCCAGCAUUCAUUCAGAGUGCAAGCCCCAAGAAAAAACGACAAAUGACAAUACCGCAAAUUAAACAAGUGCGAAGAGGAAGUAAUAAAACAAGAGUGAACAGUAGACCGAGCUUCCUACCCGCUCCGAAAAUGGAGCGGCUCCUGCUCCUGAUUCUCCUGCUCCUGGGCCAGGAAUCUUUGUGCCAAACAGGUGACACCAAGCUGGAACUAAUGGCACCGCGUGGCCGCAGUUAUGCCACCACAUACGAACAGUACGCCGCCUUUCCGAGGCGGAGGAGCUCCUCGACAGCGGGCGAGAUGCAGUCCCGCGCCGUGGAUACCAGCGCCGACUUCGAGGUGCUUGAGGGUCAGCCGCGGGGAACCUCGGUUGGCUUCAUUCCCACAAAGCCAAAGUUCUCCUACCGCUUUAACGAGCCUCCACGAGAAUUCACGCUCGAUCCGGUAACGGGGGAGGUGAAAACGAAUGUGGUGCUCGAUCGCGAGGGAAUGCGCGACCACUACGAUUUGGUGGUGCUCUCCUCGCAGCCCACCUACCCUAUUGAGGUGCGCAUCAAGGUUUUAGACAUAAACGACAAUUCACCGGAGUUCCCCGAGAAAAGUAUUGCCAUAUCCUUUUCUGAAAGUGCCACAAGUGGAACAAGACUGCUCCUCGAUGCCGCCACUGAUGCCGAUGCCGGCGAAAACGGUGUAACUGAUCAGUACGAGAUUGUGGCCGGUAAUGUAGACAACAAAUUUCGAUUGGCCACUACGGCGAAUCCUAGUGGAGACACUUCGUAUUUGCACUUGGAGACCACUGGUAAUCUCGACCGCGAGUCGCGCGGCAGCUACCAGCUGAACAUCUCUGCAAGGGACGGAGGAACUCCGCCACGUUUCGGCUUCCUGCAGGUGAAUGUCACAAUUUUGGAUGUGAACGACAAUCCUCCAAUAUUCGAUCAUAGCGAUUACAAUGUGUCACUAAACGAAACAGCGCUCCCGGGAACUCCGGUGGUGACUGUCAUGGCUUCGGACAACGAUUUGGGGGAUAACAGCAAGAUUACCUACUACCUGGCUGAAACGGAGCACCAGUUCACAGUCAAUCCUGAGACGGGCGUCAUUUCCACAACAGAGCGAAUAAACUGUCCCCAACAGACGAAUGUCAAGAGCUCUAACCAGAAAAGUUGCGUCUUCACAGUUUUUGCCCGGGAUCAUGGAUCUCCCAGGCAGGACGGACGCACCUAUGUCACCGUCAACCUGCUGGACACCAACGACCACGACCCCAUUAUAAGUUUUCGCUACUUUCCAGAAGGCGGCAAGGUGGCCACUGUGGAUGAGAAUGCCGUAAACGGUACUGUAGUAGCAGCCAUAGCCGUAAAGGAUUCCGAUUCCGGUCUGAAUGGCAGGACAACGGUGCGAAUUGUUUCUGGCAAUGAGCUAGGGCAUUAUCGCCUGGAAGAGGCAGCCGACCUGCACAUAGUAAGGGUGAACGGAGUCUUAGAUCGGGAGGAGCUCGGAAAAUACAACUUGACUGUGGUGGCAAUGGACCAAGGAACUCCAGCAAGAACUACAACGGCCCACUUGAUUAUAGAUGUGAACGAUGUUAACGAUCAUGAGCCGGUGUUCGAAAAGUCGGAGUACUCAGCGGUUCUGAGUGAGCUGGCCCCCAAGGGCAGUUUUGUGGCCUCGAUCACGGCCACGGAUGAAGACACCGGCGUUAAUGCGCUGGUGCACUACGACAUUCUCUCGGGCAACGAACUCAAGUGGUUCUCCAUGGACCCUUUUACGGGCCUUGUCGUGACAGCCGGACCGCUGGACAGGGAGGUGCGUGACAGCGUGGAACUGAGCAUCUCAGCGAGGGACGGAGGCCCGAAUCCGAAGUUCGCCUAUACGCAGCUGAAGGUGACCAUUUUGGACGAAAACGACGAGGCACCUCAGUUCAGUCAGAGCCAACAGAACAUAACUCUUGGUGAAGAUGCUCCGCUUCAAACGGUUGUGGCCUUGCUGACAGCCACUGACCACGAUCAGGGCACCAAUGGUUCAUUGACCUUUGCCCUGGCGCCCAGUGUGGAGCGCCUGUACCCGCGACAGUUUGCCCUCGACGCGAUAACGGGCCAAUUAACGACCCGUCGGUCGCUCGAUCGUGAGAAAACGGCAAGCUACGAAAUUCCUGUCAUCGCCCGCGAUCAGGGAGCACCCACACCCCAAUCGGCCACUGCAACCGUUUGGCUGAGCGUGGCUGACGUGAACGAUAACGAUCCCGAAUUUUAUCCCAUUCACUAUAUCUACACGCUCAGCGAUGGCGAUAUCCAAUCUAAGGAGAAGCCGAAGGCAGGCGGAGAAAGGACCCUGCUCCAUGUCACGGCCACAGAUCAAGACGAGGGCGAUAAUUCCUUAAUUGAGUACAGACUUGAGGCAGGUGGCGAGGGCCUGUUCCAGCUGGACGCGAGAUCCGGAGCCGUCAGCCUGCGCGGCGAUAUUCCCCCGUCCAUGCACUUAAAGUCCCACUACAGGCUUCAAAUCUCAGCACGUGAUGCCGGGCAGCGAAGGAGCCAAAGGGAUGCCGUCGUGGAGAUUGUGCUCAAGUCCAAGGCGGAGACUCUCGAAUGCGGCCAGGAGGGACAGAGCGGUUAUGAGUUUCAGAUGGUCGAGGAUCACGAGCAACAGAAGCAGCUGCCGGGUCGAGAGGUAGGGAUCGUGCAAGCAAGGGCCCAAGAAGGAAAGCUCAUGCUGCCCGUCGAGUAUGACAUCAUCCACGGCGACCCGGCUCAGAGCUUUGCCAUCGACCAUAGGAGUGGUCGCAUCACCACGGCCCGCACUUUGGAUCGAGAGGAGCAGGCACACUAUCGCUUGACGAUUUUGGCCAGCUCCAGUUCCAGUUCCAGUUCCAUUGUUUCGUAUGGUCUGUGCAGUGUGCAUGUUGCCAUAAUCGAUCUGAAUGAUAAUGCACCUAUUUUUGCCCUGGAUCGUGAUUCAGAUCCCACGAUCUGGCUGCCGGAGAAUGCGGCGGUGGGCCAGGAGAUCUAUUUGUCGAGAGUGCGAGAUCGGGAUGCGGGUGUAAACAGUAGAAUAAGCUACAGCCUUACAAAUAACCCCGAGCAGCAGUUCCGCAUUGGCCAAGUUACGGGAGUCCUCUACCUGCAACGACCCAUAAGAGCGGAGCCCGGAUCGGUGAUCCACGUGGAGCUGAUGGCUACAGAUGGGGGCAGUCCACCGCUCUCCAGUAAGUUGAGUCUUUCAGUCAGAAUAGCGGAUGUCAACGACCACACGCCAGUGUUCGAUCACACUUCCUACGAGACCUCGCUGCUAGAGACCACGAAAGUAAACACUCGUUUUUUUGCUCUGGGCGCUACUGAUAUUGAUCUGGGAGACAAUGGCCGAAUCUCGUACGAGAUAAUCGACGGCAACUCCGAACGCAUGUUUGGUGUUUUUCCCGAUGGGUUUCUCUUUGUAAGAGCUUCACUGGACCGCGAGGAGCGAGAUUACUACGCCCUGACAGUUUCUUGCCGAGACGCGGGCCAACCGUCCAGAUCAUCCGUUGUGCCAGUGGUGAUCCACGUGAUUGACGAAAACGACAAUGCGCCACAGUUCACCAACAGCACAUUUACAUUUAGCAUACCAGAGAACGCACCCGCGGAUACCUUUGUGGGAAAGUUGACAGCUGUGGAUCGUGAUAUCGGGCGGAACGCAGAGCUCAGUUUUACUCUUUCCAGUCGGACCCAGGACUUUACUAUAGACGCUAGAAAUGGUUUUAUUAAGACUCUGCGUCCCUUUGACCGCGAGGCUUUGGUUAAAUUGAGCCGAAGCACGGAAGCGGGCAACGAAGAAGAACGAAACGCUGCCAGCCAGGGAUCCCUGGCAGGCAACUACAUGCUGCUGGAGGCCACCGUGUCGGAUAAUGGCAGUCCUCGUUUGCAGGACAAAGUCAAGGUAAAGGUGAUCGUCACAGAUGUUAACGACAAUGCACCGGAAUUUUUACGAGCCCCUUACCAUGUCACUAUCUCUGAGGGAGCCCUAGAGGGAACUCAUAUUACACACGUGUUCACCCAAGACGCGGACGAGGGUCUGAAUGGAGAUGUUUAUUACACAUUAGCCAAGGGAAACGAGGCCGGACUCUUUACCCUGGAUAGCGCCACAGGGCAGUUAUCGUUAUCCCGCAGAUUGGACCGGGAAUCCAAGGAAAUCCACAUCCUAGUCGUUGUCGCCCGGGACGCUGCUCUCAAGCACCCGCUAAGCUCCAAUACCAGCAUAACGGUUUUAGUUCUGGACGAGAACGAUAACGCUCCGGAGUUCACACAGUCCAGUAGCGAAGUGUCCGUACUUGAAACUAGUCGAACGGAUACGGAGCUAAUGCGCUUUCGAGCUAGUGAUGCCGACCAGGGAGUCAACAGUCAGGUGGUGUUCAGCAUAUCGGCGGGAAAUCGCCGCGAUACUUUCCACAUUGACAGUCUUACCGGUAGCCUCUAUCUGCACAAGCCUUUAGACUACGAGGACGUCACCAGCUACACCCUUAAUAUUACGGCCUCCGACUGCGGCACUCCCUCGCUCUCUACUACUGUAAUAUACAACGUUCUCGUAGUGGACGACAACGACAACCCACCGAUUUUCCCCAGCACUGCGAUUGUUCGUCAGAUCAAGGAGGGAAUACCACUAAAGACGCCUAUUGUGACCAUUACGGCUGAUGAUCCGGAUUCGGGACUUAAUGGCAAGGUAAGCUACGCUAUUAGCAAGCAGGAGCCGCAACUUCCGGCAGGACGACACUUUGGCAUAAACACGGAGACGGGAGUGAUCCACACACUGAGGGAGAUAGACCGCGAGACUAUCGACACCUUUCGACUAACUGUCGUCGCCACGGAUCGGGCUCAACCGUCUGAGCGGCAGCUCUCCACCGAGAAGCUUGUUACAGUCAUCGUCGAGGACAUCAACGAUAAUGCCCCCGUGUUUGUGUCCAUGAACGCGGCAAUCCUGCCGCGGCCCAAGGUCCCGACAUCCAAGGGGAGCACAAUUGUUAUGCAGGUGGUGGCGAAGGACGCGGAUUCAUCGAGCAACGGUCUCGUUAGCUACGAGAUUGUUAGCGGGCCACAGGAAGUGUUCCGCCUUCAACGGAACACUGGGAUCAUUACCUUUAAUCCCGGUCCCCAGUUCAAGCCAGAGGUGCGCUAUCAGCUGACCUUGAAGGCCACAGACGAAGCAGUCCAAAGUGAGCGGCGCAGCAGUGAGGUGUACAUCACAAUCAUUACGCCGGGAACCGGCCAAGGUGAAGCUUCUGAGCCGCAGUUUGAGCAACCGAAUAUGCUUGCCGGCUCAGUGUACGAGAACGAGCCGAUCGGCACGAGCAUUCUUACAGUGAACGCCCAUCUAGAAUCCGCCGAGAUUGAAUAUUUUGUGACCAAUGUUACGGCGUUUGGAUCUCACAAGCAGGUGGAUCGGCUAUUCGACAUCGAUGCCAAACUGGGAAUCCUUUCCACAGCCGCUGAGCUUGACCGAGAAGAUGGACCCGACGCAUACGAGGUGGAGGUGUACGCUAUCGCUUUAAGCGGACCACCACGAACGUCCCGCACCACGGUCAGAGUAACAGUUCUGGACAAGAACGAUAGCCCCCCGCAGUUUUUAGACACCCCGUUUGUAUACAACGUCAGUGAGGACUUGGAGAUCGGGCACACCAUUUCCACACUGCGAGCCCACGAUCCGGAUACUCUUGGUUCGAUGACGUUCCUGCUGAUUGACGGACACGAUGAAAAGUUCCUCGUGGAGGCCACAACUGGCAAGCUUCUCCUAAACGACACUCUGGAUCGGGAGACGAAAGACAAAUACGAGCUCCGUAUCCGCGUAUCCGACGGAGUGCAGUAUUCAGAGGCAUGCGCAACCAUCCAGGUAAGCGAUACCAACGACAACCCGCCCAUGUUCGAGGACACCGUGUAUUCCUUUGACAUACCGGAAAACGCGCAGCGAGGUUAUCAAGUAGGCCAGAUUGUGGCCAAAGACGCUGAUCUGGGCCAGAAUGCCCAGCUUUCCUACGGAGUGGUGUCGGAUUGGGCCAACGACGUUUUCAGUCUGAAUCCGCAAACCGGGGUGCUGACCCUGACUUCUCGACUAGACUACGAAGAGGUUCAGCACUACAUCCUAAUAGUGCAGGCCCAGGACAACGGUCUUCCCAGUUUGUCCACAACUAUUAUAGUGUACUGCAACGUGCUAGACCUGAACGACAAUGCUCCAAUUUUCGACCCAAUGAGCUAUUCCAGCGAGGUCUUUGAGAACGUACCUAUCGGGAAGGAGGUGGUCACUGUAUCAGCCAAGGACAUUGACUCGGGCAACAAUGGGCUUAUUGAGUACAGCAUCACCGCGGGAGACGCAGACUCCGAGUUCGGGGUCGACAGCAACGGCACAAUUCGCACCCGCCGUCAGCUGGAUAGGGAGCACCGAUCGGCCUACACACUAACAGUCACCGCUCGCGACUGUGCUGAUGAGUUCGCAUCUUUCACCGAGCUGGAGGAGACGCAGCUUAAGCUCAAGUACCGCUCGCCCAGACGAUAUCAGCAAACUCAGCAGCAACAGUUUCUGGCCCAUCAAAAGCAGCAACGGCUGUCGUCGACUGUGAAGGUAACGAUACUCAUCAAAGAUGUCAAUGACGAAGUGCCCAUUUUCGUUUCCGCAAACGAAACCGCGAUCAUGGAGAACGUGGCCAUCAACACAAUCGUUAUCGCUGUCAAAGCCGUCGACAACGACGAGGGCCGAAACGGUUACAUCGAUUAUCUCAUGAAGGAUGGCAACAAAGAGGGCGCGGGUCAAUCGGAGCCCCUGCCCUUCUCACUCAACCCCACCGACGGACAGCUUCACGUAGUUGAUGCUCUCGAUCGCGAGUUGCGUUCCAGCUAUCUUCUCAAUAUCACAGCCACCGAUCGCGGAGAGCCCCCUCAGUCCACGGAGUCGCAAUUGCUAGUCCGCAUUCUUGACGAAAACGACAACAGUCCCGUUUUUGAUCCCAAGCAGUAUUCCGCCUCCGUGGCAGAAAACGCCAGCAUUGGGGCCAUGGUCCUCCAAGUAUCCGCAACUGAUGUGGACGAGGGCGCCAAUGGGCGCAUACGCUACUCCAUAUUGAUGGGAGAUCAAAACCACGACUUUAGCAUAAGCGAGGACACGGGCGUAGUACGGGUCGCUAAGAAUUUAAACUACGAGCGGCUAUCGCGCUACUCACUUACAGUUCGCGCCGAGGACUGCGCCUCUGAGAAUCCUGCUGGCGACACUGCGGAGCUGACUAUCAACAUCUUAGAUAUAAACGACAACCGGCCCACAUUUUUGGACUCCCCUUACUUGGCGCGCGUCAUGGAGAACACGGUGCCCCCCAAUGGCGGAUAUGUGCUUACGGUGAACGCCUACGACGCGGACACACCGCCGCUCAACUCGCAGGUACGCUACUUCCUGAAGGAAGGCGACAGCGACGUCUUUCGUAUCAACGCCUCUUCGGGCGACAUUGCGCUGCUGAAGCCUUUGGACCGCGAGCUGCAGAGCGAGUACACCCUGACACUGGUGGCUAUGGACACGGGGUCUCCUCCACUCACGGGCACUGGAAUCGUGCGAGUGGAGGUACAGGACAUCAACGACAACGAUCCGGUGUUUGAACUUCAGUCCUACCUCGCCACUGUUCGCGAAAACCUGCCGCCGGGCACUCAUGUCCUGCAGCCGAGGGCCACAGAUAAAGACGAGGGACUAAAUGCCAAGCUCCGCUUCAACCUUCUUGGCGAGCACAUGGCACGCUUCCAUAUCGACUCAGAGACGGGGGAGAUCUCGACAGCCGUAACUCUGGAUCGUGAGGAGUCAGCAGUUUACUAUCUGACGCUCAUGGCUCAGGAUAGAUCCGUUACCGAACCCCGCGCCUCAUCUGUAAAUCUAACGAUCAGUGUGUCCGAUGUCAACGAUAACGUACCGAAAUUUGAUUCCGCCAGCUACAGUGUUGCAGUUCCGGAUAGGCUCAGUAUGGGCGAGUUUGUCUUUGGAGCCAGGGCUCUGGAUUUGGAUGAAGGCAAAAACGCCGAAGUGGAGUACAGAAUCAGUGGAAGAGAUCAGCGUUACUUCGACAUUAACCCCAAGACGGGAGUGGUAAGCACAAAGGUGGAGCUUAAAAGUAAUGGCAAGCUUGCCGCUGAUUCGACCUACACAAUUAUAAUAUCUGCCAUUGACCACGGUGAGAGUCCCCAAAGUUCCACUACUGAGCUGACGGUCGUGUUGCGACCACGAGAGCUUUUUCCCACCUACUCCUACAUGGCCAAUAGCCACUUUACCAUGUCGGAGGAUGUAAGGCCGGGCAAAAUGGUAACCAAAGUUAGUGCCACAUCUCCGAAAAAGGGAUCGGCGGGCAAAGUUCGCUAUGCCAUAGCCGGCGGAAACUUGAGAGAUGCGGUUAGAGUAGACGCCAACAGUGGGGUUAUCAGCGUGGGACAGGAUGGCUUGGACUAUGAGUUGACCAACCUGUACGAGAUAUGGGUAGAGGCAGCCGACGGAGAUUCCCCAAGCCUACGUAGCGUAACUUUAAUAACUGUCAACGUAACGGACGCCAACGAUAAUGCGCCCAUCAUGGAGCGACCUUUUUACAAUGCCGAAGUUUUGGAGGAGGAGUCGCCGCCUCAGUUGAUAGCCGUUGUUAAAGCCAGCGAUCGCGACUCCGGCGAGAAUGGAAGGGUUACCUACCGCUUACAGAAUGAUUUUGAUGGCACCUUUGAGAUAAUGGAAUCGGGCGAGAUUUAUACCACGAUGCGACUUGAUCGAGAGGAGAUUGGCGACUACGCUUUUGUGGUGGAAGCUGUCGACCAGGGCGCACCCCGUCUGACGGGAACGGCCAGUGUUCUGCUGCACCUGCUGGAUAAAAACGACAAUCCUCCAAAGUUUACUCGCCUAUUUUCACUAAACGUAACCGAAAACGCCGAGAUAGGGAGCUUUGUGAUCCGUGUAACUUCUUCAGAUUUGGACCUUGGUGCCAACGCAAAUGCCACCUACUCGUUCAGCGAGAAUCCUGGCCAGAAGUUUCGCAUUGAGCCCCAAAGCGGGAACAUUACUGUGGCCGGGCAUCUCGACCGCGAGCAGCAGGAUGAGUACGUCCUCAAAGUAGUGGCUUCGGAUGGAGCUUGGCGUGCCGAAACACCGAUCACUAUAACGAUCCAAGACCAGAACGACAACGCGCCAGAGUUCGAGCACAGCUUCUACAGUUUUAGCUUUCCCGAGCUGCAGCAGUCGAUUGCUCUUGUGGGUCAAAUAAUAGCCACUGAUCGGGAUAAGCAAGGACCCAACUCUGUGAUCUCCUACUCGCUGCAGCAACCUUCGCCCAUGUUUAGUAUUGACCCGGCUACGGGAGAGGUCUUUAGCAAAAAGGUGGUACGCUUCAAGCACUCCCAGUAUACUCGCUCCCCGGAGAAUAUGUACGCCUUCACCGUCUUGGCAACCGAUAAUGGUAAACCGCCGCUGUAUUCCGAGUGUCUGGUAAAUAUCAACAUUGUCGACGCCCACAAUAGUCCCCCUAAGUUUGAGCAGAUGAAGUAUCUUGCGCCGUUGCCAGAGGACGCGGUGCGUGGCCAGCGCGUUGUUCGAGUGCACGCGAACGACAAACAAGAUAUGGGCGCCAAUGAGAUAGACUACUCCCUGGUCACCUCCAAUCUCAGCUCAACCUUCGCGGUCAACAGACAUGAUGGCUGGAUCACUUUGGUGAAGCCCCUUCAAGUGCCUCCUAACUCCCGAUAUGAACUCACUAUACGGGCCACCGACCGAGGAGUUCCGCCCCAGACAGAUGAGACUGAAGUUGUUAUUGUGGUGACCGGGGAGAACCUAGACACCCCAAGGUUCUCGGUUAACAGUUAUCAGGUGAUUGUCCCAGAGAACGAGCCCAUUGGAUCUACCAUCUUAACAGUCGGUGCAACAGACGAUGAUAUGGGGCCAAAUGGCAUGCUUCGAUAUGCUAUUUCUGGCGGCAACGAGCGUCAUGACUUCAGCGUGGACGAACUAACAGGAGGCAUUGUGAUUCAGCAGCAGUUGGACUAUGAUUUUAUACAGGAGUACCAUUUGAACAUUACGGUGCAGGAUUUGGGCUACCAGCCACUUUCCGCCGUAGCGAUGCUUACUAUAAUCCUAACAGAUGUCAACGACAACCCGCCUGUAUUUGAUCAGAAGGAAUAUCAUGCUUAUAUAGCAGAAAACAAACCUGUGGGCACCUUUGUAUUCAAGGCCCACGCAACGGACAAGGAUUCGCCGAAAAAUGCUAUUAUCCAUUAUGCAUUUCUGCCCAGUGAAGCGGACAGGCAUUUCUUCAGUAUUAACCAAUACAAUGGCUCCAUAUCCUCUGCUGUUUCCUUCGACUACGAGGAACGCCGCACCUACACACUUCAGCUGAAGGCAAAGAAUCCGGACUCGAGCAUGGAGAGCUACGCAACCCUCUAUGUGCACGUACUCGGCGUCAACGAAUUUUUCCCACAGUUCCUGCAGCCAGUUUUUCAUUUCGAUGUAUCGGAAACAUCUGCUGUAGGCAGCAGAGUCGGCGCUGUUCAGGCCACGGACAAAGACAGGGGCGAGGAUGGACGCGUUUACUUUCUACUGGUGGGCUCCAGCAACGACAAAGGAUUCCGAAUUGACACGAAUACUGGCUUGAUUUAUGUAGCCCGGCAUUUGGACCGCGAGACGCAGAACCGAGUGGUAUUAACAGUGAUGGCCAAGAACUUCGGCAGCAUUCGAGGCAAUGACACCGACGAGGCGCAGGUCAUCAUCUCGAUUCAAGACGGCAACGAUCCGCCCGAGUUCAUAAAACACUACUAUACCUCUACUGUUUCCGAGGCGGCACCAAUCGGUACAAAAGUCACUACAGUUAAAGCAAUUGACAAAGAUGUACGGCCACAAAAUAAUCAGUUCAGUUAUUCAAUAAUCAACGGCAAUCUCAAGCAGAGCUUCAAGGUUGAUGUGCAGACGGGUGAAAUUAGUACGGCAAGCCUUCUGGAUCGCGAGGAGAUAGCCACUUACAACUUGGUGAUUGGAGCUAUAGACACUGGGCUGCCCCCCCAGACGGGAAGUGCUACAGUUCACAUAGAACUAGAAGAUGUGAAUGAUAACGGCCCCACCUUUACACCUGAAGGUCUCGUCGGAUACAUUUCCGAAAACGAACCGGCUGGUACUUCGAUUAUGACCCUAAUGGCCAGUGAUCCAGAUCUACCGCGAAAUGGAGGGCCAUUCACCUAUAACUUAGUGGCUGGAAAGCACAAGACUUGGCUUAGUGUGGAUAAACACACGGGUCUGGUUAAGUCGACAACCACUUUCGAUCGAGAGAUCACAGCCAUUCUGGAGGCCGUAAUCGAGGUGGAGGACAGUGGUAAGCCCAAGCAGCGAUCGCAGCAUAUGCUCACCAUCUCAGUACUCGAUCAGAAUGAUAAUCCCUCAACAACAAGAAGUUUGCAUGUCGCUGUCAGCCUGUUUAACGGCGAUCUUCCCUCUAAUGUGAAACUCGCUGAUGUGCGUCCGAACGACAUUGACAUUGUAGGCGAUUAUCGCUGCCGUCUUCAAAGCGCCACCCAGAGCCAGUUGCAACUUAGCAUUCCGCGGGCUUGUGAUUUAGUUACCACAUCGCUUACCACGCCGGUAGCUUCUGUUUUUAGUUACACAGGGAACGAUGGCAAGCAUGGGGAUGUAAGCUCUAAAGUGAGUGUAGCAUUUCAGAGCUUUGACAACGAGACCCUUGCAAACUCAAUAUCUAUUAUGGUGCGCAACAUAACUGCUAACCAUUUUUUGGUUCAUCAUUACCGCCAAAUGCUAGAGAUGGUUAAGUCACGUCUUGGUAACGAGGACGAGGUCUUUUUGUACAGCCUCCUCGAAAGCGGUGGCGGAAAUUCCACAAGUCUGCAGGCCCUGAUGGCAGUACGAUCGGCCAAGAGGAUUUACCAGCAGCCCAGGCAUUUAAUUGAACACCUGCGGGAGAAGCGGGGCGCUUUUUCCGAACUCCUGCAAAAAGAGGUGAUCGUAGGCUACGAACCUUGCACCGAACCGGGCGUGUGCGAAAAUGGCGGCGUUUGCAGUGCCAGCAUUCGGCUGAUGGACGCCCACUCAUUCGUUAUCGUCGACAGUCCCUCCCUGAUGUUAAGCGGGCCCCGCGUCGUCCAUGAUUACAGUUGCCAUUGCACCAGCGGUUUCUCGGGAGAGCAAUGCAGUCGAAGACAGGACCCAUGCCUACCAAAUCCCUGCCAAAUGCAAGUCCAGUGCCGUCGUCUCGGCAGCGAUUUCCAGUGCGUUUGUCCGGUCAACCGGGACGGCAAGCAGUGUGAGAAAGAGCGCAGUGAUGUCUGCUAUAGCAAGCCAUGUCGCAACGGAGGAAGUUGUCAACGCAGCCCCGACGGAUCGUCCUACUUCUGCCUGUGCCGUCCUGGAUUCCGUGGCAGUCAGUGCGAGAGUGUGUCCGACUCAUGCCGACCCAAUCCGUGUGUCCAUGGUGGCCUCUGUGUCAGCCUAAAGCCGGGAUACAAGUGCAACUGCACGCCGGGGAGGUAUGGACGGCAUUGUGAACGCUUCAGCUACGGAUUCCAGCCGCUCUCAUUCAUGGCUUUUCCCGCCUUGGAUGUUACGACCAACGACAUCUCAAUUGUCUUUGCCACCACGAAACCGAACUCCUUGUUGCUGUACAAUUACGGCAUGCAAAGUGGCGGGAGGUCGGAUUUCCUGGCCAUCGAGCUGGUGCACGGUAAAGCAUAUUUUUCCUCAGGUGGAGCACGUACUGCCAUUAGCACAGUGGUCGCCGGGCGGAAUCUGGCUGACGGAGGAUGGCACAAGGUUACGGCCACUCGAAAUGGACGAGUAAUGUCUCUGAGCGUGGCCAAGUGUACAGAUUCCGGGGACUCGUGUACAGAGUGCACGCCUGGAGACACCAGCUGCUAUGCUGACGAAGUGGGACCCGUGGGAACACUCAACUUCAACAAGCAGCCAUUGCUAAUUGGGGGCUUGUCCUUAGCCGAUCCAGUCCUGGAGCGACCUGGCCAAAUACACAGCGACGACCUUGUGGGCUGUCUGCACAGUGUGCAUAUCGGGGGACGUGCCUUAAACCUGAGCUCCCCACUCCAGCAGAGGGGCGUUUCGCCGGGAUGCAAUCAUCAGGCCUGUCAACCAGCACUGGCUGCCGAGCGCUGUGGAGGUUUUGCGGGGCAGUGCAUUGACCGGUGGUCAAGUUCUCUUUGUCAGUGCGGCGGAUACCUUCAGUCGCCUGACUGCACGGACUCCCUAGAUCCCAUUACCCUCAGUGGAGGCGCCUUUGUGGAGUUCAGGAUCUCCGAGAUAUAUCGCCGCAUGCAGCUUCUGGACAAUCUUUACAGCAGAAAGAGCGCGUGGUCCAACGAUGAGCCGCGGGACCUUCGUCAAGCCGAAGCUGGAAACACUACCACCGUCUCCCAGGACCAUGAGGUGCCCAAAGUACUAAGCGUGCUUUUCCGCACUUACAAGGAGCAGGGUCAGAUUCUUUAUGCCGCCACUAAUCAAAUGUUUACCUCGCUGUCGUUGCACGAAGGCCGCUUGGUGUACUACUCCAAGCAGCACCUGGUCAUUAAUAUGACUGUGCAGGAACCUGGUUUGCUCAACGAUGGAAAAUGGCACAAUGUAAGCUUGUACAGCGAAAGUCGAAGUCUGCGGUUGCUCCUCGAUGGCCGCCAGGUGGGAGAUGAGCUCGAUAUUGCCGGAGUGCAUGAUUUUUUGGACCCCUAUUUAACCACAUUAAGCGUGGGCGGAGGAGUCCAGGAAGAUGCCUUUGUUGGUUGCCUAGCGAACUUCACACUGAACAACGAGCUGCAACCGCUGAAUGGAUCCGGCAGCAUCUUCCCCGAGGUUCGCUACCACGGGAAAAUUGAGUUCGGUUGCAGUGGAGACAUUGGUCAAGACGCGGCUCAAGUGGCUGAUCGGCUCAGCAUUGGCAUCACUUUGGUCAUAGUUUUCUUUGUCAUUUUGGUUGUGGCCAUACUUGGUUCCUAUGUAAUCUACCGAUUUCGGGGAAAGCAGGAGAAGAUCGGCAGCCUAAGCUGCGGCGUGCCUGGGUUCAAAAUCAAACAUCCUGGCGGAGUGCUAGGUGGCAGUCCAUCAGUGCCGCAGAGCCAAGCGGACCAUGUUUUGGCCCGCAACAUGCAUCCUAGCGAUGUACCAUCUCCUCCAAUUGGCGGCGGAGACCACAUGCGACCGCCUGUUGGACCCCACCACUUGGUGGGCCCCGAACUGCUGACCAAGAAGUUUAAGGAGCCCACCGCGGAACUAUCUCAACCGCAGCAACGUCCGCAGCGUCCGGAUAUCAUAGAGCGCGAGGUCGUGGGCAAAAGCCCGCUCAUACGAGAGGAGCACCACCUGGCAAUUCCGCCUCUCCACCCUCUGCCGCUCGAGCACGCCAGCUCUGUGGAUUUGGGUUCAGAGUAUCCGGAGCACUACGAUCUGGAAAACGCAAGCUCUAUCGCGCCCUCGGACAUUGAUAUUGUGUACCAUUACAAGGGCUAUCGGGAGGCCGGUGGUCUGCGAAAGUAUAAGGCCACAGCACCGCCCGUUUCUGCAUAUACACACCACAAGCAUCAGAGCUCCGCCUCUCAGCAGCAACAGCACCGACAUGCCGCUCCGUUCGUGACCCGAAACCAAGGUGGCCAGCCGCCACCUCCGCCCACCAGUGCCUCCCGCACUCACCAAAGCACUCCGCUGGCGAGGCUCUCGCCCAGUUCCGAGCUGAGCUCCCAGCAGCCGCGCAUCCUUACCCUACACGACAUCUCUGGAAAGCCUUUGCAAAGUGCCCUGCUGGCCACAACUUCCAGUUCUGGCGGCGUGGGUAAGGACGCUCACAGCAACAGUGAACGUAGCUUGAACAGCCCGGUAAUGUCGCAACUAUCUGGCCAAAGCUCCAGUGCCAGUAGGCAAAAGCCAGGAGUCCCACAGCCUACGCCGCAGCAAGCUUCAAUGGGUCUGACUGCCGAGGAGAUUGAAAGGCUGAACACGCGCCCGCGGACCUGCAGCUUGAUAUCCACCCUGGAUGCCGUCUCAUCCAGCAGUGAGGCACCCCGAGUAUCCAGUAGUGCGCUCCACAUGUCCUUGGGCAGCGGAAUGCACAACACGGAUGUGGACGCCCACAGCUCCACCUCCACCGACGAAAGUGGAAACGACAGCUUCACGUGCUCUGAGAUCGAGUACGACAACAAUAGUCUGAGUGGAGACGGGAAGUACUCGACCAGCAAGAGCCUUCUGGACGGGCGCAGUCCAGUGGCCAGAGCCCUUAGCGGGGAGCCCAGCAGGAACCCUCCGAGCGUGGUCAAAACACCGCCCGUUCCGCCGCACGCCUACGACGGCUUUGAGUCAUCGUUCCGCGGAUCGCUGAGCACGCUGGUGGCCAGCGACGAUGACAUAGCCAACCACCUAAGCGGCAUCUACCGCAAAGCCAAUGGCGCAGCAUCCCCGUCUGCCACCACGCUCGGAUGGGAGUAUCUUCUCAACUGGGGGCCAAGCUACGAAAACCUAAUGGGUGUGUUCAAGGAUAUCGCCGAACUUCCCGACACAAACGGACCGUCGCAACAGCAACAACAGCAGCAAGCCCAAGCCGUGUCCACGUUACGGAUGCCAUCGAACGGACCGGCGGCUCCAGAAGAAUACGUCUAAGCUCUAACAUUGCACUUAAAACUGCGUGGAAGAGAUCAGAAAUUCCAGGAAAACGCAUGUGUACAUUUUGUGAAAAGUUGCAUCCUUCCUUAGUAACUGUUAAGUAAUGCCAUUUUGAUUUGCAAUGUACAACGAAACCGUAAUGAGGAUAAACGAUAAGUUAAACAAUCAUGCACGGGUAGUAGGAUCGUGUAUUUAUAGGAUUACAAUGCUUAUGUGUCUUAUCUUAUCCGAAUGCCUUGUAUCAAGGCCAAACAUCCUAAGUGCACUUCCGUUAUGGGUUUAAAAGCAACUAUAUUGACUGAUAUUACCGUAUAUUAAUAUACUCAUAUAUGAAGGACAAUUUUUUAAAUUGAUUUCUGUACUUGUGUAAAUGUUUUCUGAGUGCUAUAUUAAGAUAGUUUGGACAACAGUAUGUAAUCAUUUUCAUUGCCACUUAAGAAAAAUUAACGUUGUUCUAAUUUAUUAACAAUUUCGCCAACACCCCCAAACUACCUUAGCCGUAGUCAUAGUAAAUUAGUUUCAAAAAUACUUCGCAUUCAUUUAGAUAUAAUUGUACAUGUGUGUAAGUUUGUAUUUCUAAUUUUUAGAAAAAUGUUAUUUAAUACAUAUUAAUCAUAAACAAACAUUUUGGGUUGCUUGCAUAGCUCGUUUGUCUUUACAGUGAUUAUAGUAUUUCAAGUUAUGCGCUGGUCAAUAAACACCGGAAAGAGAAUAUGGCCAACCUGAACAAGGCAAUUACAAAAUAAUUUUUCUAGAAGUGCCGUUUUGGACAUGAACAAAAAUCCCACCACAAAUGUUUAAAGGUAUGCCACUUUGAAAUCGCGUUAAAAUUGGCUAAGUUAUAGGUUGUGAAAGUACCGCCUAGGGCCACCUUACUGCAGAUCAUGGUAAACUUAAAUAAAAUCGGACAUGAGCGAGAGCAUAGACCAUCCGUAAACCGAAAACCUUGAAUGCAGUUUCUUUAAGAAUCCCACCACAAUUGUUAAGAGGUAUGCCACUUGGUAAUCGCGUUAAAAUUGGCGAAGUUAUAGGUUGUGAAAGUACCGCCUAGAGCCACCUUACUGCAGAUCAUGGUAAACUUAAAUAAAAUCGGACAUGAGCGGGGGCCAAAAAAUGGACCAUCCGUAAACCGAAAACCUUGAAUGCAGUUUCUUUAAGAAUCUCACCAUAAAUGUUAAAAGGUAUGCCACUUUGUAAUCGCGUUAAAAUUGGCGAAGUUAUAGGUUGUUUCGUUAUGAGCUUUGUAGGUGCAACAAAGGGUCCCUGCUUCAGAAACUUAAAUAUAAGAACUUCCUAAUAUAAUAUUUUAAAGGACGUAAAUUUAUUUGAAUAAAUAUU